This is a messenger RNA of Bombina bombina (fire-bellied toad), 2590 nucleotides long. Its product is annotated as protein AF-9-like. Gene Ontology annotation, cellular component: super elongation complex. Lineage: Eukaryota; Metazoa; Chordata; Amphibia; Anura; Bombinatoridae. Bases 286 to 1983 code for a protein of 565 amino acids. Gene Ontology annotation, biological process: regulation of DNA-templated transcription. The transcript has a single exon. The record is from RefSeq and is a predicted model, not a curated record.
CCUUGGAUCACCAUCUGGAUUUCAAUAUUCAAACAGAAUCAACUUUUUUUUUUGUAUCGGAAAGAGUACAAGCACCUGGAUUUAACAUCAGCAGUGGUUGGGGGGCUACGUGGAUUUCCUCCAAGCACCUGCAGGAGGUGGAUGAAGUACUGGAUCGUUCGAAUUGGGAUCUAAAAGCGGCAGGGAAGGUGGAUCCGGAUCAGCAGCAGUAUUGGUUUAGCAGAUUGUUAGUAAUAAAGGCAGCUCGGAGUUCCAGGAGCUGCAGCUGCAGGAGGCGCCGCUAGCAUGUGUGCUGUACAAGUAAAGCUAGAACUGGGUCACCGAGCCCAGGUCAGAAAAAAACCCACACUAGAAGGAUUCACCCACGAUUGGAUGGUGUUUGUUAGAGGGCCAGAGCACAGCAAUAUUCAGCAUUUUGUGGAGAAAGUUGUCUUUCAUUUGCACGAGAGCUUCCCCCGACCUAAAAGAGUGUGUAAAGACCCACCAUACAAAGUUGAAGAAUCCGGAUAUGCUGGUUUUAUUUUGCCAAUAGAAGUCUACUUUAAAAAUAAGGAAGAACCUAAGAAAGUUCGGUUUGAUUAUGAUUUAUUUCUGCAUCUUGAAGGCCACCCACCUGUAAACCAUCUCCGUUGUGAGAAACUAACCUUCAACAAUCCCACUGAGGAAUUCAGGAGGAAACUGUUAAAAGCCGGAGGGAUCAUGGUCAUGUCAGAGGGCUCAUCCUUCUCUUCAGGCACAAGCCUUCACCUCCCUAGCCUUCCUAGUAAUUCACUGUCUUUCUCAGAUGUUAAGAAGAGCAAAUCAUCUCAUGGAUCCAAGGACCCAAAUAAACUUGUUAGCAUAAACAGCAACAGCAUUAGCUUGUCAAAACCCCACAAAUCGUCAAAGGAGCACAAAGAGAAAUCUUCAAAAGACUCAAAAGAACAUAGAAGUGCCUUCAAAGAACCUUCCAGGGAACAUAACAAAUCUUCCAAAGAAUCCUCUAAAAAACCCAAAGAAAACAAACCACUUAAAGAUGAAAAAAUUGUCCCUAAAAUGGCAUUUAAGGAACCUAAACCUAUGUCAAAAGAAUCUAGGUGUGAGAACAAUAACAUCCUUACAGUGUCAAGUGGACACCAACAAGAAAAGAAGGUCUCUAGUAAGAGGCCUUCACAUAUGGACUCCGAGGACUCGCUGGUUAGGAAACGGAAAAAAAGCAAUUCUGAGUCAUCGCUUAAAAAUGUAUCUAAUUCCUCGCUCCUGGUUUUGUCAUCUUCAGAAAUAAAAAAAACUUUGAGGGACAAGUCUCAGCCUAAAACUGGAAAGGUAAAAAUUGAAAGUGAAGUCAUGGAUAAGAAGAAGUUAUCUCUACCCCCCUUUGAAGAUAUUGUGGACCCUAACGACACAGACGUGGAGGAUAACAUGUCAUCUAAAUCAGAGUCAGGUCAACCAAGUCCUGCCAGUUCUAGUUCCAGUUUGGCUCCAUCUCAUAACCACAGACAAGGACAUCUUAGGCCGACAAUAAAAGAUUUACAUUCUGAUGAGAAUGAAGAUGAAUCUGAUGACGCAGACGAAAACGACUCUGAGGGCGAGAGGACAGUCCACAUGCACAGUGGAAGCAGGGCCCGCAGAAUCAGCUUAAGUGAUGGAAGCAAUAGUGAAAGUAGUUCCGUUUCAUCACCUUUACGGAAUGACCCUCCCACAUUGUUAAAAACUAGCAAUAACCAGAUCCUGGAGGUAAAAAGUCCGAUUAAACAGAACAAAUCUGAAAAGCAGAUAAAGAAUGGAGACUGCGAUAAGGCUUAUCUAGAUGAAUUAGUUGAAUUGCACAGAAGAUUAAUGACGCUACGGGAAAGACAUGUACUUCAACAGAUAGUGAAUCUUAUAGAAGAAACUGGACAUUUCCAUAUCACAAACACAACCUUUGACUUUGACUUAUGCUCCUUGGACAAAUCCACAGUACGUAAACUACAGAGUUACCUGGAAACGUCAGGAGCAUCUUGAGGGUGUGUCAGAAUUAUGCGGACAUUGAUGGUCAUAGAUAAAUAAGUGAAUUAAUAAAUUACUGAACUGUUGAUAAUUAUUCAGGAUUUAAAAAAAAAAAACCCUCAAAGAGGGAUAAAGAAAACCUCCUUUUUUUUUUCUUUUUUUUUUUUAAGGAUAAAAGAGGAAAAAUGUUGCAACAAGAAGGGUGAUCCUUCUCAUUAAUAUGUUAUUGGAGAUUAAACCUGGAAAGCCUUGAAAAAAUAAACACAACAUUACCUAUUUUGUAAACUGUGUUUGGUAUCAUGUGUCGCUUAGUGGCAUUUAAGUCCACAAGAUGUAUGCAUGUUCAACACAACACUGCCUUACUACGUGACUCAUCUAUUUAUUGUUCUAUACCUAGAUUCCAAAAGUCACUGGGGAAAUGACACUACCAGAUCUACAAGCCACUAUGUGCAUCCCAAAUACGUGCUCCGUUUUUUCGAGCUGGGCUGCCUUCAGAAAUCUUAUGGCUAAAACCAUAUGAACAGUUCUCUAAUCAACACUUGAUUUAUGUUUUCAAUGCUAUGUGUUCAGGACUUGUCAACACAAUAAUAAAGUUCCCAAACGUGGACCAAGUUUAAUUUUA